This is a messenger RNA of Dunckerocampus dactyliophorus (ringed pipefish), 11168 nucleotides long. RefSeq names its product SH3 and multiple ankyrin repeat domains 3a (gene shank3a). NCBI's taxonomy places the organism in Eukaryota, Metazoa, Chordata, Actinopteri, Syngnathiformes, Syngnathidae. Bases 364 to 6489 code for a protein of 2041 amino acids. Gene Ontology annotation, cellular component: postsynaptic density; dendritic spine; postsynaptic membrane. The record is from RefSeq and is a predicted model, not a curated record. The transcript has 30 exons. Gene Ontology annotation, molecular function: ionotropic glutamate receptor binding; synaptic receptor adaptor activity.
GAGCAGCAGUCACAUUUUGCACAGUCGUCCAUCUGAGAAGCUGAGUUUUAUGCUCACUUGAAAUGAAACAAUUAGUUACUUUUUACUGUUAGGAUGUUUUUAAUUGGGCAUCUUUUUUUUUAAUUGCCAAUUAAUCUCCAUUCUAUUUUUUUUUCCAACUCUAUCACCAGCAGCUCUAUCAAGCCUUGAUCUUCCAGCACAGGCGAGAGAUGCAUGCGGCAAGAGGUGUGUGUGUUCAGUGUGAGUGAGAAUCAGCAGGGUGUGUGUGUGUGUGUGUGAGAGAGAGAGAGAGAGAGUGUGUGUGUGUGUGUGUGCGAGUGUAUGAGGAGAGAGAGCCACGAGUCUAAGUCCCUAACAUAGAGCAUGCCUCUGCGCCCGGCAGCCGGCAAACAUGAGCCACCCAGCCCUCCACGGCAGGAGCAGCAACAGCAGCACACACACUCACACACACACAUACACACUUACACACACACCGCAAACGGCAGCCAGGGAGUCAGCACUGACAGCGGCAGCUCCCUGGAAGAGGACAGCGGCGUCUGCGUUCCCGUCGCUGCUGUUAAGGCUUUUCAUCCCUGCGCAGAGCCACGGAGCCACGGAGCGACAGCAUCCAUGGAGGAGCCGACGGGCAACACCGUCGUGAUCCGCAUUGGAAUCCCAGACCUGCAACAGACGAAAUGCAUGAAAUUCAAUGUGGACGCUCCCAUUUGGUUGUCCAAACAGCGGAUCCUGUGCACGCUCAACCAGAGCCUGAAGGAUGUACUCAACUAUGGCCUAUUCCAGCCAGCUUACAACGGCAAGGCUGGCAAGUUUCUGGAUGAAGAAAGACAGCUGAGGGAAUACCCUUUCCCAUCCAUCGCUCCUGUCCCUUAUCUAGAGUUUCGCUACAAAAGACGUGUCUACACUCAGUCCUACUUAGAUGAAAAGCAGCUGUCUAAGCUCCACACAAAGGCAAACCUGAAGAAGUUUAUGGAGUAUGUGCAGCAGAGGAACAUCGAAAAGGUCUCGCGGUUUUUGGAGAAAGGUCUGGACCCCAACUUCCAUGAUCCUGACACAGGAGAAUGCCCUCUGACACUAGCAGCACAGCUGGAGGGAUGUGCAGAGCUCAUCAAGGUGCUGAAGAGCGGUGGUGCACAUCUGGACUUCAGGACAAAAGAUGGCAUUACAUCCCUGCACAAGGCGGUGCGCAGCAAGAACCACACAGCACUCAUAACGCUGUUAGACUUGGGCGCAUCUCCUGACUAUAAGGACAGUCGGGGGCUAACUCCUCUCUACCACAGCUCCAUGGUGGGAGGAGACCCUUACUGCUGCGAGCUGCUACUGCACGAUCAUGCACAGGUCGGCUGUGUGGACGAGAACGGCUGGCAGGAGAUACACCAGGCAUGCCGCUAUGGCCAUGUGCAGCACCUGGAACAUCUGUUGUUUUAUGGGGCUGACAUGAGUGCCCAAAAUGCUUCUGGGAACACGGCCCUGCAUGUGUGUGCACUCUACAACCAGGACAGCUGUGCUCGGGUACUCCUGUUUCGGGGCGCCAACAAGGAGAUAAAGAACUACAACAGCCAGACUGCCUUUCAGGUGGCUAUUAUAGCAGGAAACUUUGAUCUGGCUGAAAUCAUAAAGGUCCACAAAGCAUCAGAUGUUGUGCCUUUCAGGGAGACGCCCUCUUACACCAACCGUCGACGUGUGACGCCAGGCGCCAUGCCCUCACCUCGAUCCUUGCUGCGCUCGGCGAGUGACAACAACCUCAACGGAGACAACGAUCACAUCCACCGCCAGGCCCCCAGAGAAUCUCGCGGUCGGCAGGGUCACUCGCCCGUCCCCUCGCUGCGCAGUCUGCCAGCUCUGGGCCAGCAGCAGGGCAGCCUUGGAGAGAGUCGUCAUGGAGAGUUCCCUGACAGCAGUCUCCAGAGUACCGGCAGCUCCAGGUCCUCUCAUUCCCGCUCACCUUCCUUACAUCACUCGCACGACGACGACAGGCCCGUGCCGAGAAGGUCCCACAGCCACGGCUACCCUCAUGGACACAGUCCCCGUGGAAGACUCAGCCCCGGGUCAGUGCAGCGAGACCCAAGCCCACCUCAUCACACCCCGCCGGCGCUGAUGGGCACACGCGGGCCCAAACGGAAACUCUACAGUGCCGUCCCGGGUCGCACCUUCAUCGUUGUCAAGCCCUACACCCCGCAGGGGGAGGGGGAGAUCCAGCUCAAUCGUGGAGAGAGGGUCAAAGACUUUGACUGUAAUGACGUAGAAGCUGUGCCGGAGGAGCAUCCUUAUGACGAGAUCGCAAUGGGUAAAUCGAAGGACGACUUUUCUACAGACUCAGAUGUGAAGGACGAUUAUCUGGACUCUGAUGCUGACACCGUGUAUAACGAAGAGGAUGAUGUUUCCAUUUUCAUUGAGGAUGAUGAAGAUGAUGUGUUGAGUAUAGGAGAAGGAGGCUUCUGGGAAGGCACUGUCAAAGGGAGGACGGGCUGGUUUCCUGCAGAUUGCGUGGAAGAAGUUCAGAUGAGGCAGUAUGACCCACGGCUAGAAACACGUGAGGACCGCACCAAGCGGCUGUUCAGACACUACACAGUUGGUUCCUAUGACAACUUCACCUCAUACAGUGAUUAUAUCAUCGAGGAGAAGAAUGCUGUCUUGCAAAAGAAAGAAAACGAGGGCUUCGGUUUUGUCCUGCGAGGAGCAAAAGCUGAGACGCCUAUUGAAGAGUUUACGCCCACCCCAGCCUUCCCGGCACUGCAGUACCUGGAGUCUGUGGAUGUGGAGGGUGUGGCCUGGAGGGCCAGCUUGAGGACAGGAGACUUUCUCAUUGAGGUAAAUGGCGUGAAUGUCGUGAAGGUUGGCCACAAGCAGGUGGUGUCGUUGAUCCGACAAGGAGGCAACCGGCUUCUGAUGAAGGUGGUGUCCGUCACGCGGAAACCAGAGUCAGAGGAAGUUGUCCGCAAGAAAGCCCCGCCUCCUCCCAAAAGAGCCCCCAGCACCACCCUCACGCUGCGCUCCAAGUCAAUGACGGCUGAGCUGGAGGAACUGGCUUCUGCUCGGAGGAGAAGAGGAGAGAGGCUAGAUGAGAUGUUGGCGUCCCAGGAGUCGAUGUUGCGUUCUCAACCCUCAGAAGCAGAUUACAGAGCAGCCACGGUCAAACAGCGGCCCACCAGCAGGAGGAUAACACCAGCAGAGAUCAGUUCACUGUUUGAGCGACAAGGGAUGACGUUACAUGGAGGUCUUCACCCAGGCAUGGAGAGAGCCCAUAUACCAUUACCCAAGGGGAUGUCCAGGACCAAGUCAUUUGGUGCCACUGAGGAGGAUCGUCUAUCAGCCUUGGCAGGUGAGCACCGUUUCCCGCGCAGUUCCUCCAUGACCGACAGCCUGCGAGAACACCCACAGCCUCAUCCCAUCCCUCCGCCUCCGCAAACAGCACCGCCUCCGCCUCCAUAUUACCUGGACACGGGACCUCCCCCGGCUUUCUGCCCACCACCUCCCCCGUCCAGGACCCAGAGUCAGGGCCACGAACCAGGAGGACGCUCCAGCUUUAAGCCCUCCUCCUUGGACCUGCCCUAUGAGGCAGCUCAACGGCAGGCCACGCAGAUAGAGAGGCAGAAAAAAGCCCGCUCCAUGAUCAUCCUCCAAGACUCUUCACAUUUACCCGUGGAACCCACGGAAAUCCCCCGUCCUUCUGCUGCUACUCCACCUGAGCGGAUAAAAAGGAAGGGCCGCGUCAUUGACAACCCCUAUGCCAAUGUGGGUCAAUUUAGCAUUGGACUGUACACACCUACCAAGCCUCAGAGGAAGAAAAGCCCCCUGGUGAAGCAACUACAGGUGGAGGAUGCACAAGAAAAAGCUAGUUUGGCCUUAGCAGCUGCCCACUCCCGAGAGAGCUCACCCUCAGGACGACACCCCCACGGUCACACGCGCACCAGCCGUGCAGACUACUACCAGCAGCAGCUGAUGGCUGAGCGCGAACGUUUGCGGGCUCAAGGAGAGGCGAUAUUUCAGGGUAAGGGCCCCUUCGCCGCCGCAAUCGCUGGAGCAGUGAAAGACAGAGAGCGACGCCUCGAGGAGCGGCGGAAAUCCACUGUCUUCCUUUCUGUGGGAACGAUGGAGGGGGCAUCCUCCGUCAGCGCUGAGGUCCCCUCUCUGAUGCAGUCUCACUCUAUAGAUGAGAGGAUACUCACCCGAGAGCUUGGCCAGCUGCCACCUCCUGCCUUGGCCUUGAGCCCCUCACCCAGCGGGACCACCUUUAUCCAUCCGCUUACAGGAAAGCCCCUGGACCCCAACUCCCCUCUGGCUCUUGCGCUGGCCGCAAGGGAGAGGGCACUGACCUCCCAGAGCCAAUCCCCAACAAGCAGCCCAGAACCACGGACUAAACAGGAGCGAGUGGGCCAGGGUGUAAUGUUCAUUGACACUCAGACCAAAGAGUCUCCACAUGGAGAAGGACCAUCCACAUCUCCUCCUUUUACACCUAAAAGCUCCAAGGCAGCGGGAUAUGGCAUUGGAUCCACCCCAGCAUCAGUGUUACUCCCUCAGCCUACCAAACCACAGUGGGCCAUGUCACCAUCAAGUGUAUCAUUCCAGCAGGAGAUGGAGGCCCGGAUAGAGGAGAGGAAAGAGGAAAAGAUGCUAGACGAUAAGAAAAGCAUGUUGAUCAGUAUUAUGGACACGUCACAGCAGAAGACGGCUGGGCUGAUCAUGGUACACGCUACCAGCAAUGGCCAGGCUGUCAGUGGGGGUCAAGAACUAGAACAGACACCGGUCCCAACAUCCAAAGAGAUGAGCAAAUCUCAACUAAGUCCAAGAACUAAGUCCCCAACUCCCACAGUCCCUCUGCCCCAGCCUCAGAGUCAGCGUGCUGCUAGCCCAGCUCAAGAGAAGGGUCUGGUUCAGGGAAGCUCGGAGGAGGACAUGGAUCCAUACACGGUGACUCUACCGCCCGCCAUGUUGUCCUCCAGUGAUGAGGAGACACGAGAGGAGCUGCGUAAGAUCGGUGUUGUUCCACCACCCGAUGAGUUCUGUAACGGACUCCUGGCUCAGGCUCAGGCAAAGGGUAUUCCACUGUCCCCAACCAAACCUAUUGUGUCUUUCCCCACCACCCCUCCAACACCAACACCAACACCUAAAACACCCUCAACCCCGACCACACCAACUGUCACCCCCACUCAGCCUCCCCAGCUCACAGCUCCACCCAGUGCUCCACCCAGCACAGCAUCUGUCUCAGGGAAACCCUCAGACCCUUUAGAGCCUCCACCAGUUUGUGAGCCUGGCUCUGCGGCUGAUUCAGGCGUGGAGGAGGCCGACACACGCAGCUCCAGCGAGCGGGAACGAGACCACCACCUUGAGACCACCAGCACUGUCUCCACGGUUUCCAGCAUGUCCACGCUGUCUUCAGAAAGCGGCGAACCUGCCGACACACACACGACACACACUUCCUAUGCCGAUGGGCAGACUUUUGUGCUCGACAAGCCGCCAGUGCCUCCGAAGCCCCGACUUAAGUCCCACAUAGGAGGCAGUAAAGGCCCCGUUACCUUCAGGGACCCUCUGCUGAAGCAGAGUUCUGACAGUGAGCUGCUAUCACAGCAACAGGCUGCUGCGCUGGCUGCGGCAGUGGCCGGUGGAGGCGGGCUGCCCCCAGGCGGUUCGGCCUCAGUCACUGGACUAGCACCCACCAAGCCGCGCUACCUCUUCCAGCGGAGGUCCAAGCUGUGGGGGGACCCAGUGGAGUCUCGUGGGCCAGGAGUGGGGCUCGGUAUUGGGAGUUUGGGAAAUCUUGGCGGGCUUGGACUAGGGCUGGGUGCAGAUGAUGGAGCAAAACCCUCCGUGAUGGGGGAGCUCAGUUCUCGACUACAGCAGCUAAAUAAAGACACAAGGUCCCUGGGAGAGGAGCCACUGGGAGCAUCGCUUGACCCUGGGAGGAAGUCUCCUGUAGCAGGUGCCAGACUUUUCAGCAGCCUAGGUGAACUCCACACCAUUUCUCAGAAGAGUUACGGCACCACCUUCACCAUUCGCCCUGGCAGCCGUUACCCCAUCACGAGACGCACCCCCAGCCCAGGCUCACCCGACCGGGGCGACCCCUUCGGACGCUAUUCGGGCUUUGGCCUUCCGGCCUCACCGACCACACCCCCGCAGACCAUCCUCAAAUCCUCCAGCCUCAGUCUUCCCCAGGAACCCAAGGAGGUCCGCUUUGUGAUGAGGAGCUCUAGCGCCCGAUCCCGCUCUCGCUCGCCGUCUCCGUCACCGUCCCACUCCCCUGGUCUGGGCUCACCGCUGCUGGCGCUCAGACCAUUUCACCAAAAGCCCCUCCACCUGUGGAACAAGUACGACGUGGGGGACUGGCUGGAGAGCAUCAACCUCGGCGAGCACAGGGCCGGCUUCCAGGAACACGAGAUUGAGGGCUCCCACCUCCCGGCGCUGACCAAGGACGACUUUGCCGAGCUGGGCGUGACACGAGUGGGCCACCGAAUGAACAUUGAACGAGCACUGAAGCAGCUGCUAGAGAGCUGACCCCCGCCCUAAAACCCUGUAAUCUCCAGUUGGUGCCACCAUCGAGAGGAAGUUGGCGGACGAGCGGAUGGACGAGAUACUGGGCUCCCAGGGAUGGGACUCCCGUACAGUGACACCCACCAUGUUGGCCCUCCUCUCCUCUCUACCUCUAACCAGGCCUCUUUAAGAAAAAAAAGCCUUUAGCGGUUCAAGUAAAGGAAGAGUUUUCGCUCCAAUCAGAAAAAAAGCUCAGUUGCCUUUCAACAAUGUUUCUACAGAGAUCAGCAACAGCAACGACGGUGAACACACAAAAUAAACAACAACGUGUCUCCUCUAUAUCUGCUGUUGUUUUUAAAGCCCAGGACUUCGGAGCCCAGGAGGGGCGGAAAGCUCCGCAAACCACAGGAGACGCCCCGCCCCUUCGCCUUGGUACCCAGACUGUGCUAUCUAUUCUAUUUGGAGAAUGUUGAACCAACACUCGUGGCUUUUUUCAUAAUCAACUAUUUUGGUUUUCCAAAGGGAAUAUGAUAUAUAUCUAGGUAUUAUAUGAUAAUAUGAUGCUAUAUGUGUCUAAUAAUAGCUUUCAGAAGAGACUAUUGUGCAAAGAAAAGGAAUCUGCACCUGUUCUUGGUUUUUAGUAUAGAGAAGCAGAGAGAAAUCUAUUCCACUAAUAGUUUACUCAUUUCUACCAAUUAUAUACUUAAUAUAUAUAUAUACAUAUAAAUAUAUAUAUAUAUUUGAAAGAAAAAAGUAUAACUAUGGACAUGAAUUUUUGUCAUACACUAUGUAUUCAUUAUGUUCAUAUUUUCUCAACUGUAGCAUGACCAGUUGCAUCAUGUCCUGAGCAUUCUUUUUAGGAUUUUCUUACGGUCUUCCUUCAUACUAAAGGGCAUCCCGAAAUGUGAGGCAGACACCCAGUUGACAACCCUUCCCCCCCCAUCCCCACAUCUUAGGCGACACAUCCCAACAAUGUGAUUGUCUCUCUCAGCAUCAGGACCACCCCAUGAGACAGGUAAUCAAUACAAGAGGCUCUUCUUACCUGUUGAUCCGCUUAGAGAUGGAAGUUUGGAGCAGCAGACACACUUAAAUAAUUACCAUUUAGUCACAAGAGGAUAAUUGUCAUAAUUGUAGUCCUCAAAGUUUUUAGAUUUACUCUCGGUUCACCGUGUGGUCAAGAUGGCAGCAGGGAGUUAAAUACAUGUUCAAAUGAUUUAUUAUGAAUGUAUUAAAGUACAACGUUUCUUAAAAUGGGUUAGGGUUACUUAGUACUUAAAUGUUGUACCGUAAUAUGAUUUUUUUUCUUAUAAAAACUUUAUUCUUGUCCAAUUGCGCAUUUUUUCCUCAGAGUUAUAGCUCUAAUACUACUUGGUUAAAAGUCAAAACAGUGUUACUUUUUUUUCCAUUUUAAAGCAAGAUUGCUUUUGAUUCCAGUCUUGUUCACACAUAUUUCAGUAAUGUGGUCAGGACCCAAGUUUAAAAACAAAUGUAAAAUAGUGAAAUGGUGUACGGGCUACACGUUGAUCUGGUUCACUCAUCCCCAUAUUCACUCCCCCCACCAGUUAUUAAUGAUAACGUCCACCCUGCACAAAUGAAAUGAAUAAUACAGCAUUGAAUAGGGUAAAUGGAGCAAAACCCGCAUGCUGUAGAGUAGCGCAAGUGCAGAGGAGCUCUUUAACAAGCGCCAGUGAAAUUUCCAUCAUUGAGAUCUCUGCUGCUCCUCACUCCAGGCAAGGUAAGCCCUGCUGUUUGUUGGCGCAGAGGAGGUAAACAUUUAAAGAUUUGAUAGAAGUUUCAAGUGUUCAAAUGAGCCAAAUGCUGCUGUGAAAGGCCUCAAGCAAGGGAAUGUGUGUCACAUGUGGGGAUGAGAGCGUCUCUGUGAGGUCUUCAUUCAUUACAACCUGUCUUGAAGAGCCGCUACUAUUGACCGAGUAAGCAAAACAAUGUUAAACUGUGAAGAUGAACAAGAGGCAGGCCGCGCAAUGAGGCAAGGUUACAAUCAUGGAUAGGAACAGUGAGUCGUGUCGGCACAACACACUAAACCGUCUAAAACAGGCUGCUUGGAAGAACAGUGCUCACUGUGACUUCUUUUGUUCCACACUCAUUUUAUUCCAACGUCUUUGUUGCUCUUUUUGACACUGUGGGUAGAUUUUUGUAGUGUGUGAAACAUACCGUCACGACAAAAAAAAGACAAAAGACAUGUCCUGUCCAUUCUAAACAUACUUGUAAAAAAAUAUAUUUGCUAUUUUAAAUCACAAGCAAUGUAUAUACGAUAGAUUUCCUAUAAAUUUUUGGAAAACAACUAUAUAUAGAUAUACAAAGUAUAUAUGAAUGUUUGGCAUACAGUAUAUGCAUAGUUAACCACCUGUGGAAAAAGGUGAGCAGAUUUUAUUCUUUCUAUGACCUUUUCAACUAUGAACUAUGAACUCAACUAUAGGGGAUGAUUUGCACAAAACAAGGUGACACGGUGCUAACAUAGAAGCCACCCAUCGUCCAAGCGCAUGCGUGCAUCUGGAUUCCCCCAGCCCCACCCAAAACUUUGUGUGCAAGAGUGUGUGUGUGUCUCCUUUUGUGUAAUGUUUGAUGAGGGCAGACAAUGUCAGUGCACACGUUUGGUUGCUAGUUUACAUUAUCUAUAGAAUUUGUCCACUAUAGCCUUACUGUAUGACCAUCAGAGAUCCCUGCUAGUGGCUGUGUCACGCCCUGAUGUCAUGUAGUUGUCAUGACAUGAUUGGUUGCAAAAGACAUCGGGAUUACAAUUACGACAUUAUGUGGACAGAAGUUAUACAGUGCAUUUAUCUGCCUUUGCUUUUUACACAGAAACCAGCUAAGCAGGAUAUGGCAGCACCUGUGUGCGCUUUCACACAUAAACGAUAGCCGAGUGUCGACGUCGCGCAAGGUGUGGCGUGACGUAUAAAGUACUCGUCGCACAUGCAGUGUCGUUUAGGCAGUAUAUGAAGGGCUGACAAAACUAGGAGAUUUUGGGGUAUCUGGCUGAUGUUCUACUUUAUACCAAGGUUUGCAUUGCAAUGAAGUAGGGUUGAGGUCAGGGCUCUUAAGUUCUUCCACACCAGAGCUUAUAGAUGUUGCUUUGUGCAGUGUUACACAAACAAAAAAAUGUUGGAAGCAUAGAAAUGUCCAAAAAGCGGAAGCUAUCCGUCUAGCCUAGCCUUGAUUAAAGUCCUCUUUCACACUGCUUGUAACAGCUGGCAUUUUUCUGCCUUUUUCCAUGUGAUCAAGGAGUGGGGGUGAUGAGUUGACCUGGCAAUUUUCCACUUUCCGAGGUAGCAUCAGAGGCGGGGCGUUGCCUGUGUCUUAAGGUUAUUCCAUUUAACACCCUCAUUCUCAACUCUCCCACCCUGUUGUGUUGAAAGCAAUUGUCACUGACAAGUAUUUUGUACGUCACGUAUCUUGUUGGAUGUUGUCACUGUGUGAAAGCGCACACAAUGAGCAAAAAAAGGUCCAGGUGAAUAAAUGGCAGGCUCCGAUGCAGCUAUUUAGCGGGAUCUCUAUGUGACACCUUAAGUCCAUGUGGUGUACCUUUGUGCAUUGAAGGAAAAACAGUAUAUUGUGCGUUUGAAACAUAAUUCACCUUAUUGCUGUUCACUGCGUAGUUCCCCCUUUACCCAAAUCAACUACCCCAUUUUUUUGUCUUUUUCUCUUUUAAGACCUCCAAUUUGAGUUGCUCUAAUAUGGGACAAACAUAAAAUGAAAACGUGCCAAAAAAACAAUAACUGUUUAUUUGUCUUUAAGACUAUCUUAGUUGCAGCAUUUUGAGCUGUUACAGACUCAAUAAUAUGGUGCCAUCUCCUGAAAAUCUUGAGAACUGCAGACAUUUGAUAGCUCACUCACUUGUUUCCCAUCAGAGGACCUCCAGUCAUUAGUCUCACUUUAGUACAGACAAGGCAGGCUUUAGAUCAGUGGUUCUCAACUGGUUUGGCGGCGGGACACACCGUCACUCCUCAGUGACAAGGGGCGACCCAAGUUGCGGACAUUUUUCAACUCAACUUCUCAAAUAGCUUAUAUUUCGAGACUGUUUCCAACAGUUAUGUUGCAUUCAUGGACAUCGGCUCAUCACAGUAUUAUUUUAUUGCCAAGGCAAAGACCCGCGACCUACCAGUGGAGAAUCACUGCUGUUUUACAUUUCUAUUUGAAUUCAUAUGGCUUUAUUUGCAGUUUAUGUUCCAUCUAAGUGAAACUUUUAGAGGUUUGAGUUACCGACAAGAUUGUUUCAUACCACAAACACACUCGUGACCUGAUGCUUGACACAUCAUUUGGGCUAAUCAGUUCAGUGAAAGGUUAUCGUUUGCUGCUUUUCCGAUCAACAAAGCACAAUCUACAUCGUGAGAGAGGGGGUGUUAACUUUUUAAAAACAUCCCCUGAUUUUAUCAUAGAAGGGUUUUCAUUUUUCUUUCAUUGUUGUUUUUUUUUUCCUCUCUCCUUGUUUGCACUGUGAAGUUUUGAAUGGUUGACGUAUCGCUGCAACAUCUCAGCCUUGACUUGCUGGUCAGCUGAACUGAACACAUCAUCACCAUCACCCCCUGAAGCUACAAUACAAAUAAUCAGACUUAACUUAGCAUCACUCAUGCUAACACAGCAAGGGAGGGUGCUACAAGUCUGAGAUGUUGCUCGAUAUAUGGCCGCCACAGAGAUACGUUUGUUAUAUUAUGUAACACAUUUAUAAUUAAAACCUGAACUGCUAA